Molecule: messenger RNA, 2328 nt
Organism: Megalops cyprinoides (Indo-Pacific tarpon)
Lineage: Eukaryota; Metazoa; Chordata; Actinopteri; Elopiformes; Megalopidae
Product: speckle-type POZ protein
Exons: 9
Coding region: 1-1125 (374 amino acids)
Biological process (GO): proteasome-mediated ubiquitin-dependent protein catabolic process; regulation of proteolysis
Cellular component (GO): cytoplasm; nucleus
Molecular function (GO): ubiquitin protein ligase binding
Source: RefSeq, a predicted model, not a curated record
AUGUCAAGAGUACCGAGUCCGCCUCCCCCCGCGGAAAUGUCAAGCGGGCCUGUGGCUGAGAGCUGGUGUUACACUCAGAUCAAAGUGGUGAAGUUCUCCUACAUGUGGACCAUCAACAACUUCAGCUUCUGCCGUGAGGAGAUGGGCGAGGUCAUCAAGAGCUCCACCUUCUCCUCAGGAGCCAAUGACAAGCUCAAAUGGUGCCUGCGAGUGAAUCCCAAAGGGCUGGACGAGGAGAGCAAGGACUACCUGUCCCUCUACCUGCUCCUGGUCAGCUGUCCGAAGAGUGAGGUGCGCGCCAAGUUCAAGUUCUCCAUCCUCAACGCCAAGGGGGAGGAGACCAAGGCCAUGGAGAGCCAGAGGGCCUACCGCUUCGUCCAGGGCAAAGACUGGGGCUUCAAGAAGUUCAUCCGCCGGGAUUUCCUGCUGGAUGAGGCGAACGGACUGCUGCCUGACGACAAGCUCACUUUGUUCUGUGAGGUGAGCGUCGUGCAGGACUCGGUGAACAUUUCAGGCCAGAACACCAUGAACAUGGUGAAGGUACCGGACUGCCGGCUGGCGGACGAGCUGGGAGGACUGUGGGAGAACUCGCGCUUCACCGACUGCUCCCUCUGCGUGGCGGGACAGGAGUUCCAGGCACACAAAGCCAUCCUGGCAGCUCGCUCCCCUGUGUUCAGCGCCAUGUUCGAGCACGAGAUGGAGGAGAGCAAAAAGAACCGCGUGGAGAUCAACGACGUGGAGCCCGAGGUCUUCAAAGAGAUGAUGUGCUUCAUCUACACGGGCAAGGCGCCCAACCUGGACAAGAUGGCCGACGACCUGCUGGCAGCCGCGGACAAGUACGCUCUGGAGCGGCUGAAGGUGAUGUGUGAGGAUGCCCUGUGCACCAGCCUCUCGGUGGAGAACGCGGCGGAGAUCCUCAUCCUGGCUGACCUGCACAGCGCUGACCAGCUCAAGACCCAGGCCGUCGACUUCAUCAACUACCACGCGUCGGACGUGAUGGAGACGUCGGGGUGGAAGUCGAUGGUGGCGUCUCAUCCGCACCUGGUGGCCGAGGCCUACCGCUCCCUGGCGUCCGCGCAGUGCCCCUUCCUCGGCCCGCCCCGCAAGCGGCUGAAACAGACCUAGUUCGCCCUGGCUGCGCCCCCUUUACCCUUCCACAGCAAAACGUCUUGCUGCUCUUCCCGUCCUCCUCCGAACUGCAGACACCCAGACGAAACCCGCUGUAACCCUCUCCCCGUUGCCCCCCCUCCAGCCGAAACCGCUGUACUCUCUCUCUCUCUCCACAGCUGAUGGGGAAACAAAGCAGGUCGAAACCCGUGAAGGCCAGAGCAGUAGAUUCCAGAGUGCCCGCCAUACUCCCCCGCCCAGCGCUGGGUAAAAGAGACCGUGUGCAUUUUGCAUUUGCCUGGUGGGCGAGGGGACUGGGGUGUAGCCCCUGGUGAAGGACUACAUUGAAUGAUUCAUCAUUGGGUACAAGUACAAAGGAAUGGAUGAACAGACUAUGUGAAUUACAUCAGCAUCAAACCCGGAGGGAAAAGGACAAACAAGCCCCUUUAAAGCUUGGACAUCAAAACGCAGUUAAUAUUUUCCUCAACUUCUUCCAUUUGUUUCAAAUAUUUGCCGUCCUUAACGGCACAGCUUGAAAACGGAGGCGCUUUAAACAUGGAUGGAUGCAGAAGUGGCAAUUAGAAGAUAAAGACAGUAGGAAAAAUACCGCUAACUUAAAAAUAGACAAAUCUUACAAAGGUUCGCAAGGAGGCAGCACAUGACCCAGUUGUCAUCAGUCGUUGAAGCUUUGACACAGUCUACAGUACUGGAAAAUGAAAUGGCACUGUUGAUGAAACAGCAGCCCUAUUUUUCCUGUUGUUUUCCCUCCCAAUGUCUCCUCUUCCACAGACUCUUGAUACAGAAAAACUGAAGACCGGAAUGGAGGGGGCGGCGGCAGCAAUCAGCUGACUGUUGUAGAGACAGCUUGAAGAAAGAGUGCCACAUUGAACUCUUGAGAUGCAUUUUACCUUUAGACAACAGGAUACAUAAACGAGCUCCUAGAGAACAAAGGGCAGAAAAUGUAAAUUAAAAAAAAAAUUUUGUGACAUCUUUGUAUUUGAAGUUUUCUCCCAGUAGCACUUGUGUAAUUCGGUUGCAAGGGUUCUGCGCGAAAAUGAAAAGGGACACUGAGAGCAGAGAACGUCGCUCGAUUCUGAGGUGAAAAAUCACCAGUAACAAUGCGCUAUCAGGUCCAAUCAGGCAUGUAGCUCCUUUUGUGCUUUUGAGUUUUCCUUUUGAUUUCAGGAGAUAAAAAGACCUCGUGUAGUAAAUGUUCUUUCA